UUUUUCAGCUAAAAUUAUUAUAAAGGAAAUAUUGGCUGGAAGAAAUCUGGGCUUGAGAGGAGUGGGAAUUGGAGUAGUGACUGAGAGGGAUUGGGAGAAGGAAGGGGUAGCUGAAACUUAGCACUAGGAAUUGGACAAUAAGGGAUUUGCCACGUAUGAGAGUAUCUUUUCCAGAUAUUGAUGAGCUUUCAAAGAGAUCCUGUUUACCCUCAUUUUCUUGGGGGUUAGACCAACAAACACAUGCUGAAAUUUCAUCUUUUGAGCUUGUUGAGAUGAAGAAAGAGUUGAUACAUCAAUUGAGCAAGUGAAAAACUUGUAUGGAGCAAUGCUACAUGCAACAAAUGUAAAGGAACUUCUUGGAAACUAAGUCUCACAAUUAUCUCUGAAAUCGCAAACUUUUGUGCAAAGUAUGGUUAAUUGCAUUUAUUACGUAAUUUGAUGCUAGGUUGACACUUAAAGAUACUCCCCGCUUUCUCUAUAAUUUUCUUAGAGAAACUCUUGAAGGUAUGGCUCCUGAAUUGCCUUUAUCUGUUUUUCAAGCAUCUGGCCAGGUUUGGGAGAAAUUUCAACAACAGAGAUACGCUUACAGCAAACUAUAUAAAGAAGAUUUUGGUCCAAACUUUAAUAAUUAAUUAAAUUUUAUGGUUAAGCUAAGAAAAUUCAGAGGAUAUCUAGCUCAGAAGGAGAACAUUGAGAAGAUCAUCAGCCCUCCUUAUGAUGUUUGCAGUAUCAAAGAAGCCAGAGAAGAGACUGGAGAUAAUGAUAUGUACUACUAUCAUGUCAACAAGCCAGCCAUUGAUCUCCCUGACGAUUGUACUAUGGAAGACGUUGCUAAUAAAGGUAGAGAAAACUUAGAAGCUUUCAUUGAAAAGGGCUAUCUUGUCAGAGAUGAUGAAGAGCGUAUCUACAUCUACUCUCAACAACUUGGAGACCACCUGCAGUUCGGAGUCAUGGCUCUAGCCUCCAUUGAUGACUAUGAUACUGGGAAAAUAAAGAAGCAUGAGCAUACUUUGCCUGAAGUUGAGCUAGAAAGAACCAAUCUCUGUGAUACUCAGUGUGCCAAUGCAGGACCUGUCUUCUAUUCUUUCAGAGAGCAAGAAGAAAUUGUUCAGAAGAUUUCUGGCAUUUCUCAGCAAGAUCAUUACGCUCAAGUCACCACAAAGGAUGGUGUGGUUCACACUCUAUGGAAGUGUUCUCAGGAAGACUCAGACUGGAUUGUUGAAUCCUUCAAAGAUGUUGAUAGCCUGUACAUUGCUGAUGGGCAUCACAGGAGUGCUGCUGCUUACAACGUCGGCAAGAGAAGAAGAGAAAGAGAGCUAGCAGCUGGUCACGAAGUGACCGGUGAAGAGUCUUUCAACUUUUUCAUGACAGUAAUCUUCCCAGCAAACCAGACCAAAAUCCUUCCUUACAAUAGACUGCUGAAUACUCUCAAUGACAUGACUGAAGAGGAGUUUCUGGAAAAAAUCAAGAAGAACUUCGAUGUAGAAGAGAUGAAGGGAGAUGACCACAGCGCUAAAGAAGCAGGCCACAUCUCCAUGUACCUCGGUGAAACCUGGUAUGACAUGCAGUUGAAGCCAGAGUUAUUUAGAGACGAAGUCUCUCUAAAUCUUGACUACACCGUGCUAACAGACUUCCUUUUCAAAGAAAUCAUGGGAAUUGAGAACAUCAAGAAAGACGGCAGGGUUGAAUUUGUCGGUGGUGGAAGAGGAAUCGAGUAUUUAGUGAAAAGAUGAAGCGAAGACUGCAAAGCAGCUUUCGUCAUGUUCCCUAUUAGAAUGGACGACCUCUUCGCAGUAGCAGAUGCUAAUGAGAUCAUGCCUCCUAAGAGCACAUGGUUUGAGCCAAAGCUUCGAUCUGGAUUCGUGGUAAACGUGUUCGAAAAGGAGCUAGGCCUAUUAUAAUUCGCUAAAUUACCAUUUCAGCUAUAAU
Messenger RNA from Moneuplotes crassus, 1929 nucleotides. Lineage: Eukaryota; Ciliophora; Spirotrichea; Euplotida; Euplotidae. The record is from the annotation of a GenBank genome assembly.